Messenger RNA from Rhododendron vialii, 504 nucleotides. RefSeq lists its product as uncharacterized. The coding region runs from base 1 to 504 and encodes 167 amino acids. Lineage: Eukaryota; Viridiplantae; Streptophyta; Magnoliopsida; Ericales; Ericaceae. The transcript has a single exon. The record is from RefSeq and is a predicted model, not a curated record.
AUGACUUUCGACGAGUUCGAGACCCUGUUUCUCGACAAGUACUUCCCCACCCCUCUUCGUUUGGUCAAGGAACAAGAGUUUCUAAAUCUGAAACAAGGAACGAUGACCGUUACCCAAUACACGACCAAGUUCGAGGAACUGUCCCGCUACGCUCUAGCAACCAUAGCAACGGAGGACAAGAAAGCAAGAAGGUUUGAAUGGGGGCUGACAACUGCUAGAAGGGCUGUGGUGUCUCAAGCCUUUCCCACUUAUGCCGGUGCCGUGAAGUGUGCUCUUCGGCUGGAGAGUGAGGAAAUUGACUUCAAAACCCGAUGGAGAAAGGCAACAGGCAACAUCGACAGACCAAUCCGAACUCAACCUUCCAAUAAUAACCGCGGACCCUACCCUACCAAACCCUUCACCCCGUCUCAAAACAAUCAACCAUGGAAGACCGCUGCACUAGGGCAUGGUGAACCACCAAGAGUCGGUCAAAACAAAGCGUCAGUACAAUGUUUCAAUUGUUAG